Molecule: messenger RNA, 714 nt
Organism: Mollisia scopiformis
Lineage: Eukaryota; Fungi; Ascomycota; Leotiomycetes; Helotiales; Mollisiaceae
Exons: 3
Biological process (GO): fungal-type cell wall polysaccharide metabolic process
Cellular component (GO): fungal-type cell wall
Source: RefSeq, a predicted model, not a curated record
CCCAAGCGGGGCCUUGCAUACAAGAGUGCUAAAUACGUCCAAAAUUUCCAAGCGCCAGGAAGUCAAGUCUCAUGGGCCUACAACUGGGCUUCCGACAUGGAUCCAACAUACCCAUCUUAUCUCGAAUUUGUGCCCAUGUUGUGGGGUAACUCGACGGGCCAUACCAGCAGCUGGGUCAGCAAUGUCAACAAAGCCCUCGCCAGAGGCUCCUCCCACCUUCUUGCCUUCAAUGAGCCAGACAAUUGUGGUGGAGGAGCUUGUAUGACACCACAAUCAGCAGUCGAUGCUUAUCGAACUUAUAUGAACCCCUUUGCUGGCAAAGCUUACCUGGGAGCUCCGGCCGUCUCUAAUGGUCCCACAGGGCUUCCAUGGCUCACUCAGUUCCUCGAACUAUGCACCGGCUGCCACAUCGACUUCGUCCCGAUUCACUGGUAUGACAAAGCCACAAAUGAAGCAUAUUUCAAGUCGUAUAUCGGGCAAGCAGUAGCAGUUGCUGAAUCGUUGAGACUCUCGAUUACCGAGUUCAACGGCGCUGGUACAGAAGCUCAACAAGAAGCUUUCUUGACGACUGUCCUCCCGUGGCUCGAUUCGCAAACGUAUAUCCUCCAGUACGCGUGGUUCUGGUGUGAUCCGACGUCCAAGAUGGGGGCUUUGGUAGAUUCAAGUGCCAAUCCGACGAAAUUGGGGAACGUGUAUGCAUACACUGGAUUUUGA